Messenger RNA from Prunus persica (peach), 2007 nucleotides. RefSeq lists its product as uncharacterized. The transcript has 14 exons. Lineage: Eukaryota; Viridiplantae; Streptophyta; Magnoliopsida; Rosales; Rosaceae. The record is from RefSeq and is a predicted model, not a curated record. Bases 377 to 1525 code for a protein of 382 amino acids.
UAUUUAAUUAAUUUAAUUUCAAAUUAGCACUCUCUCUCUCUCUCUCUUCUCUCUCUCUCUCGCUUUUACUGGGUUUUGAAGUGUUUGGCUGUUGCUUCCGGGGAGCGACACCGUUUCGGCGCCCGCAGAAGCAUUGGCUGGCUGGCACCUUUUGCGUGCCUGCUCUUUGGUUGGACCUUCGGUUAUGUGUUUGACAUAGAAAAGUGUGAAUCUGUUUUUUUUAUAUAACUUUUUGGCAUUCCUUUCUUUAUUCUCAGACUUUUCUUUCUUGUGCUUCUUUCUUCCUUUCUCUUUUAGAAAUUGGAAAGCGAAGAACCAAAACUUGUCUCUUCAACUUAUUCUUCUUCUUCUGUUCCUUUCCUUGCUUGCAACAACAAUGAUCAACCUUUUCAAUCCUGCCUCCGCACUGCCAGAUCCAAAGAACAGAUCUUUCUAUUGCAGUCUCUUCAUUGUAGCUUCAUUGAUCUGUGGUGCUUACUUCAUUGGUGGUGCAUCCAUUGCUAAGGAGUAUAAGGAGAGAUUAACAAGAUGGAAAGUGAUCUACACUAGGCAGAACACAAAGUUUGAUACAUGCAAGAACCGUUGCCAGCCUUUGGGGAGUGAGGCACUACCAGAAGGAAUUGUUGCCAAAACGUCGGACUUGGAAGUGCGGCCUUUAUGGGGCUCGUCUGUGAAUAAUGAAAACUCAAAACCUUCUAUGAGCUUGCUGGCAAUUGCAGUUGGAAUAAAGCAGAAAGAAAUAGUAGACAGAAUUGUUAAAAAGUUUCUAUCAAGUGAUUUUGUUGUAAUGCUUUUUCAUUAUGAUGGUGCUGUGGAUAAAUGGAGAGAUUUAAAUUGGAGUGAUCGUGCCAUACACGUGUCUGUGAUGAAUCAAACUAAAUGGUGGUUCGCCAAGCGUUUCUUGCAUCCAGAUAUAGUUUCCGAGUAUGAAUAUAUUUUUCUUUGGGAUGAGGACCUUGGAGUUGAAAAUUUUGACCCGAAACGAUAUCUAUCCAUUGUUCGGGAAGAGGGACUUGAAAUAUCACAGCCAGCACUUGAUCCUGACAAGUCAGAUGUGUAUCAUCCAAUUACUGCACGUGUGAAGAAAUUAAAAGUGCACAGAAGGUUUUAUAAGUUUAAAGGCAGUGGAAGGUGUGACAACCACAGCUCUGCUCCUCCGUGUGCAGGUUGGGUGGAAAUGAUGGCACCUGUAUUUUCAAAAGCUGCUUGGCAAUGUGUAUGGUACAUGAUCCAGAAUGACUUGAUCCAUGCAUGGGGCCUGGACGUGCAGCUUGGUUAUUGUGCACAAGGAGAUCGAACAAAAAAUGUUGGUGUGGUUGACUCUGAAUAUAUAGUUCAUCUUGGUCUUCCUACACUUGGUGUCUCAGAUGGAAAUAAGGCACCAUCUGCCUCUGAUAAAGUCAAUGACAGAGCUAAAGUUAGGAUGCAGUCCUUUAUUGAUAUGCAGAUCUUUAAAGAAAGAUGGAGUAAUGCAGUAAAGGAGGAUAAAUGUUGGGUUGACCCAUUUCAACUAUCAGCAAACUGAAGUAUCCAUCGUCUAUUUACAGGACAUCCAUCACGCAAAAUGCAUGGUUGGUGGCCCUUCUUAUACACAGACAACAGAAAUCAGACUCACAUCACUGUGCAUACAAUUACCGCGUGAGACAAUAUAUCGCAAACGACAUAUAGAAUUUUCUGGUGAUGCAGAUUCGUUUCAAACAGCUGACGACAACUAUUUGAAGACUGACAUGGAAGUUGUGAUAUGAAAUUCACUCACCAAUUUUGUUGAAUAGCUGGUGCCUGGUGACACAACGUAUUGUUGUAUUCCAGGCAGGAAUGGUCUGUCCAGCUUAUUUUGUUGUGAUUGUAUCAUCAAUUCGUUGUAAAUCGCAUCAUAUGAAGGCUCUUUUGUUGAUAAAGGUUGUACAUUUUUGUUUUCUUUAGGGAAUUCAGUGUUUGUUGAGAUGCAAUUGUGUGUAAAGCUCUUUGUUUGCAGUUUAUUAAAGCGAACAGAUAAGUUUGUGGAAA